Alternaria rosae is the source of this 2221-nucleotide messenger RNA. RefSeq lists its product as uncharacterized. The transcript has a single exon. Gene Ontology annotation, molecular function: flavin adenine dinucleotide binding; oxidoreductase activity, acting on CH-OH group of donors. The coding region runs from base 321 to 2162 and encodes 613 amino acids. The record is from RefSeq and is a predicted model, not a curated record. NCBI's taxonomy places the organism in Eukaryota, Fungi, Ascomycota, Dothideomycetes, Pleosporales, Pleosporaceae.
GAUGCAGGCUAUCAGUAUACAUUCUUCUCUGACUACCCAUAGUGGUCUGAUCCGACGGGUAAACUAACGUAGUUUGUACGCACUACUACUGAAGCAGCGGAUCUGGGGGCCUAGGCUCCUCUUGAACGAAUGGCACAAGCGCCAGGCGCGCAUUAGACUCAGUGAUUUCCACUUACACCUACCUAAACCUGCUAGUAUAUUGUAGUGCUUAUCUGUCGUUUAGUCAGGGCGCAAUGCUUAGUAUUAUUAUGAAGUGGCCGUAGACGCCUGCGCAGCCUCAAGCUUUUCAUCUCUCAACAUCCACCAUCUUUCUUCUAACAAUGCCAGGCAGAGAUCACACCGCCGAGGCCGAGAUCUUCGACUUCAUUUUGGUAGGAGCUGGAUCAGCGGCAUGCUUGAUCGCGUCACGUCUCUCGCAACGGCUGCCCGAUCGCCGAAUCCUCGUUCUGGAAGCCGGGGAACAUGUCCGGGAUGACGCUAUAGUCCAAACGCCCGGUCUGUCGGCGAGGCUGAUGUCAUCUGACUACGAUUGGAAAUACAUCUCGGCACCGGAGCCGGGCCUAAACAACAGGAGGGUGAAGCAUCCGAGAGGGAAGUUGGUGGGUGGAACCAGUGCGAUUAAUAGUCACAGUGUGGUGUUUCCCAAUCACGAGUGGCACGAUCGUGUUGCGAGCGAGCUUCUGUCAGAUGCAGGAAAAGAAGAAUGGAGCGCAAAGGGCAUGGGAGACUGCUACAGCCGAUGGCAGGCAAAACACCCCGAGUCUAAAGUGGACGAUGAUACAGGAUCUCUGGAUGGUAUACAGACAUCAUACCCGCGUACCAUGGACUAUCUCCAAUCUCGCUGGACGAAGGCCUUUGAGGAGCUUGGCCAUCCAACGGGCACUACGGGAUUUGCCGAGAGCUCUGCCGGCGCAGUCACUGUCACCAAUGCGAUCGAUUCAUCAAAAGGCGAGCGAAGCCAUGCAGGCCAAGCAUUCCUAGAGCCCGCCUUGAAACGGGGCAAUGUGACAACGAGAACUGGCAUAAAGGUCAAUAAAAUUGCUUUCGACGAGGCAUUGACCGCCGAAGGCAAACUCAGUGCCACGGGCAUUCACUUCACAUAUGAAGGCAGGGAAUAUAUGAUCGGUGGUCGAGAGAUCAUUCUCUGCGCAGGCGUGUUCGAGUCUCCUGCGUUAUUGGAACGAUCAGGUAUUGGGUCCAAAGAGGUUCUUGCGGCCGCGAAUGUCCCGCUCCUUUACGAGCUUCCAGGUGUCGGCGAAAACUUGCAGGAUCAUCUGAACUGCGGUCUAUCAAUCGAAGCUGGAGAAGACACUCCGACUCGUGACGACGGGUUGCGGGAUCCUAUGGUGCAGAGGGCUGCAUUGGAGGAGUAUGGAAAAAGCCGCACGGGUCGACUGGCGGAAGGAGGAGCAUACAGUUUCGCUUUCACACCGCUGCAGUUACUUGAAACUCCAGAAGAGACGCAGGAGCUCACUCAAAUGGUUAAGCAUUCGGUGGAAGCAGAGAAUAACCCGAACCUGAAAGCUCAGUAUUCCGUCAUCCAAAAGGCCGUCGAAAGCCCUAGCGAAGCGACAGCUACCACAUUCAUGCUUCGUUCACAACGUCACAGGGACCUUGAAUCGAUGCCUCCAAACACGCCAUCUGUGGUAGAUGGCAACUACAUAACCGUUGUUGCCAUGUUGGCGCACCCCUUCUCGCGCGGAAGCUGUCAUAUCUCCCCUGAUCUUUCGUUUCACCCAGAGAUCAAGUUCAACUACCUUACCCAUCCUCUUGACAGGGAAAUCUUCGCUCGCCACCUCCGUCUCAUUGAGAGGCUUUUCCAGAAGCCUACCUUUACCUCCAUGGCAAAACCGAAUGGAAGACGGUUGCCGCGAAGCUUUCCCCACCCGGUAACAUCGCUUGAAGAUGCGAAGGGGAUUCUUCCUAUCAAUUCAGCAACGAACUAUCAUCCUUCCAGUACUUGUUCGAUGAUGAGGGAAGAUCUAGGGGGCGUUGUUGACGAAAGGCUGAAAGUAUACGGAACGAAGAAUGUGAGGGUUUGCGAUGCUAGCGUUUUACCGAUUAUACCACGAGGAAACAUUUUGACCGCUGUCUACGCUUUCGCUGAGAAAGCGGUCGAGAUCAUAUGUGCGGAAGCGAAAUUGGGUUCUUCAGCACCCUAAGGUAUUCGCUCUUGGGUCAAGCAUUUGGCUUGUCUACGACCAUAGCUCGAAAUUUCAAG